Messenger RNA from Cetraspora pellucida, 141 nucleotides. Lineage: Eukaryota; Fungi; Glomeromycota; Glomeromycetes; Diversisporales; Gigasporaceae. The record is from the annotation of a GenBank genome assembly.
AUGGAGCUUCGUAAAGAUGGUUUCACAGUUAAUCAUUCUAGUAUUAAAAUGAAAAUGAUUGAAAUUAUGAGAUCAAGUACAAGACUAGCUCAAGAUGAGGCAGAGAAGUUAGCAAUUGCUAAUUUUAAGUUUUCACAAAGG